AUGAGUGCGCGGAGACUCCUGUGGUCGCGGGUCCUCUCGAACCUCGGCGGGAGCGCAGGGUCGCGGCCCCCUACUAUCUCGGCAGCAGGGCGGAGGGGGAGGGCCCCAGAGGUCCAGGAAGAGAGAGAAAAGGAGAAAUUCGAGAAACUAGCCACUCGGGGAGAACCAGACAAACCGGGUCCCGGCAGGGCGGAGCCGGGUCUGGGGCCCCGGAGUGGGGGGCGGGCUCUCGGCAGGAGGGGCGCUGCUGAGGCCUCGGCACCCGAGCAGGAGGGUGGGGUGCCUGAGACCCCGUGCGCGUUCGGGCGCCGUUGGGAUGCGCGGAACCCCAGCUCCCCAGGACCCUCGGACGCCUCCGGGAGUCCAGCCCAGUGGGCAGAGCCCCACUCCUGGCUCCGCCCCAGGCCCGAUCCCCAAGAGUCAGCGGGGUACCCCAAAGGGGGUCGUGUAGGGGAGGUGGGGACUCAAAAUGGAGAGAAGAGGGGCCCCGCCCAGCGCCGGUCCCGCCCACCGGUCCCGCCCCUCCCGCCCGCAGCCCCCACCCCCCGCCCGGCUCCUCAACACAAACUUUCCGUCCCGCUCGCUCCCUCCUCCGCGCCCAGCACCUCCCGCUCCGGCCCGGCUCAUUCCGUACAUUCCGGCCAUCCCCCUGCCCACGACCCCCCUUCCCGGCCCCCCUCACUACUCCCUCGGGCCCGGCGGAGCGGCCCGGCGGAGCGCCCCCCGGAGCUCGGAGCAGGCGCAGGCUGUCCAGGGGGCUCAGGCCCAGAGCCCAGAGCAACCAGCACAAUAGCGUCCAACAGCUGGACCGCCAACAGCAGCCCCGGGGAGGCCCGGGAAGAUGGGUCCGAAGGCCUGGACAAGGGGCUGGACAACGAUGCCGAGGGAGUGUGGAGCCCGGAUAUUGAGCAGAGCUUCCAGGAGGCCCUGGCCAUCUACCCGCCCUGCGGCCGGCGCAAGAUCAUCCUGUCAGAUGAGGGCAAGAUGUACGGUCGAAAUGAGCUGAUCGCCCGCUACAUCAAGCUGAGGACUGGAAAGACCAGGACCAGAAAACAGGUGUCCAGCCACAUACAGGUUCUCGCUCGGAAGAAGGUUCGGGAAUACCAGGUUGGCAUCAAGGCCAUGAACCUGGACCAGGUCUCCAAGGACAAAGCUCUCCAGAGCAUGGCGUCCAUGUCAUCGGCCCAAAUUGUCUCCGCCAGCGUCCUGCAGAACAAGUUCAGCCCGCCCUCCCCGCUGCCCCAGGCUGUCUUCCCCACCUCCUCAAGGUUCUGGAGCAGCCCACCCCUGCUAGGACAGCAGCCUGGACCUUCUCAGGAGUAAGCAUCGCCUGUGUCUUCCAUGCCUUUACUUCCCUCCUUCCUCAACCCUGUCUCCCGCUGUCCCCACCCUACUGAGGAAGCAAAGUCAAUCCCUGGUUAUCGCCAGGUAGUGAACAAACCCAGGGUUCUCAGGUCUGAGACCGAGCCGACAGCCACCCUGUGAGCGGCUGUUUGUGGGUGGGAGGAGAGUGCAGCCAUCAGCGGUGGGAGGCGGCUGGGUGGUGACAUC
Messenger RNA from Psammomys obesus (fat sand rat), 1551 nucleotides. RefSeq names its product collagen alpha-1(I) chain-like. The transcript is spliced from 8 exons. Gene Ontology annotation, biological process: hippo signaling; embryonic organ development; regulation of transcription by RNA polymerase II. The record is from RefSeq and is a predicted model, not a curated record. Gene Ontology annotation, molecular function: DNA-binding transcription factor activity, RNA polymerase II-specific; RNA polymerase II cis-regulatory region sequence-specific DNA binding. Gene Ontology annotation, cellular component: transcription regulator complex. The coding region runs from base 1 to 1323 and encodes 440 amino acids. NCBI's taxonomy places the organism in Eukaryota, Metazoa, Chordata, Mammalia, Rodentia, Muridae.